AUGACAACAAAAGAGAUAUUAGAUAAACUACAAAUAUAUAACAGAGAUGAACUUAAGGAAUUGAAAAGAGAUGAAUUGGUUAAAUUAAUGGUUAAAUAUUCAUUAAAACAUGGUCGUAAAAAGAAAGAUGUUCUAAUCGAUUCAAUAUUGGAAUAUCAAGAACAUAUCAAUGAUAUCAAAUCAAAGUUGAUUACAAACAACCCAAUCGAACAAUAUCAUCGUGGAACUGUUGAAUAUCGAUUGCCAACAUUGAUCAUCUAUCGAAUCAUUCGUGAUCUUUGGUAUGAAGAUAUCCACUUUUGUCAGAACAUUGAUCUACGUAGCAACUACCGAUGGUUACUCUCGAUUGCUCUCGUUUCCAAAGAGUUUUUCAAGUUGAUAUCAUCAUUGUUCAAUCGAUUCGCAAUCAAACCAAAUCCACGUCAGACAAAAAAAGAUACGAUUUCGUUUGCAAAGCAUCUUAGAAAAAGUUUUUUAAAUCCACAUUCAGUACUCAAGAGAAUCAGUGAUAUCACAUUACCAAGCAAAGUGUUCAGUGAAAUCAUCAAGAAAUCUAUUUCAGCUCCGUUUGAAUUGGGAUUGAUCUUCAAUAAUGUCAGACGCUUUUGUAUGUUCAACGACAUUGGUAAUUGGCGAGAUAAUUCAAUUAAAAUACCACAAUGUAAAUCGAUCAUAGAAUACAUGCCUAAUAUCGAAUCAUUGGUACUUAAUCAGUUACACAUUGAUCGUAAUAGAAUACUUUCAGAUCAACAUCAACUUACCACAUUUGGUGUUGGAAGAAUCAAUUUCGCGCAAUUUCAAGUUUUAAGUGGUCAUUUUAUGAACAUUACCAAACUGAUUAUCUACACGGUGUAUGGAAGUGUGGCUGAAAAGUUCGAGGAACUGUUAUGUUUACCAGAUUGCAAAGUUCGCACUCUAAUCACAGACAGCAGGUGUGGAUGGGUCAAACGUGUGCUCAGCAAGAAUCAAUUGAUCGACACGAUCGAUAUCAAUUAUAAUUUAGACGAGACAUUCAAUUUUUUGUCGAAAUCACCAUCGAUCAAACGAUUCAUCUUCAACAACAGUAAUAGAAUAACAGACUAUCGUUUGACAACCGAUACUCGAGCCACUGGAUUUGCACACGUCAAAUCAAAGAGUCAAAUUUAUAGAGUAGCAAGCUACGCAGUGAAGAUCUACAACGUUUCAGAGAAUCAAGAUGACAAUGCAGCUGUGGAAUCGACCUAUCCUCAUCUCAAGUUUCUGUACGCCAGCAAUGAGAUAGUUUCAUCAGACCCUGACUCUAACUUUUCAAAUUCAGAUUCAGAUUUCGAUUCAGAUUUAUAUUCAGAAUUCGGUUCAGACCUAGAUGAUUACAUUUUCGAUAAUAGUGAUUUUGACCCUUAUGAAUCUGAUUUUGAUGAUUCUGAUGGCUCGGUUGUUCUUUAA
This is a messenger RNA of Heterostelium album PN500, 1425 nucleotides long. RefSeq lists its product as uncharacterized. Lineage: Eukaryota; Evosea; Eumycetozoa; Acytosteliales; Acytosteliaceae. The record is from RefSeq and is a predicted model, not a curated record. The transcript is spliced from 3 exons. The coding region runs from base 1 to 1425 and encodes 474 amino acids.